UACCUCUUUGGAAAUACAUGUUACUUCAGAAGGUAAAGAUUAAGUGAGAGCUGUGGUGUUCCUUGGUCAUCAUGCCUACUGAGGAGGAGGAGAACUCUGGGCAACCUGUGUGGCAAUCCGUCCUGCUGUUUAGUUGUAAGGGAAUGAUCGAGGGAAUCAUUGUCCUCUUGUUUCUCUGGCUGCUGAUGCAGGUGCUCUUCACAAAACAGCAUGAAGUCCACUUGCAGAUUCUGCUGAGUGUGGGUUUGGUGGUCCUGUGUUUUUCCCUUAUCUUGGGCUGCAUCAUUUGUUGGUUAAAGACCAGACACAAACCACCCGAAGACAAAAACCCUCCUCCUGAUUCUGUGGAUCAUGUGACUGUGGCUUUGAGUCCUGCCCCUUUAUCUGGAACCACAUUUACCAAAUUGCAGUGUGAGGAGCUGGAAGGAUCCAUUCAAGACUAUCCAUCUGCUUUCGAGAGCUCUACACCAUCAGAUGAAGAGUUGACUGCUGUCUCUGAGGUUAACAAGUCAUGCUUCCAAAUGAGACGACUCAGUUCACCAUCAGUCUCCUCUUCUCUAUUCAAGCCCAUGGCCAGUGGCCGCUCCUCUCUCCCCUCUUUCCCAAGACUUGGUCUUCUCACAAAGACCCGGAAGGUUCUGGAACAUCACUGCACUGUGGCUGGAGAUAGUUACUCGUUUAGUGAACACAGAAGGCUCACUAUUCCCAACCCACGAUCACCCUGUGCCCUUUCUCCACUUCAAACCCAAGGUCUUCUACAGGACGAACCUUUAAUUCCUAACUAUGGUUCAAAUUCUUGCAGUGAGACCUCAGAUCCCUUCUUGCACUUUACCCUGACCUUCUCUUCAACACAGAACACACUCACUGUAUCAAUAGUGGGUAUAACCGGUGCAGUCCAUUGUCUAGAAGAAGUGACUGUCCAGGCCAAGCUGCCCCCACUUUGCCCUGGACCUCUGGAUAUAACUGCCCAGGAUUACAACCUAAGCUCUGGACUCUAUAAAAAGAACUUGGUGAUCAAUGUUGGAUCUCUAGAGGGGCUUAAGGGCUGCAUGCUCAGACUGGCUAUCUUCAUGCAGGACAAUCAAAAGACAUCCCUAUUUGAGGAGCUGGAAGUUUGCUGUGGUAGUCUGGACUGGACACCAGACAGGCCUGUAAGCUGCAUUAGAGAACUAAGGCAAGUCGUGGACAAGUCCAAGAAGGACACUUCAUAGCUCUUGCUACGAGACUAUACUGUCUUAAACACGAACCCAAACAUU
Messenger RNA from Sinocyclocheilus grahami, 1256 nucleotides. RefSeq lists its product as uncharacterized. The record is from RefSeq and is a predicted model, not a curated record. The coding region runs from base 72 to 1211 and encodes 379 amino acids. NCBI's taxonomy places the organism in Eukaryota, Metazoa, Chordata, Actinopteri, Cypriniformes, Cyprinidae. The transcript is spliced from 2 exons.